AGGAAGUUGCAGGAAACUGGGCAGAGCUGGUGAUCUGGCUGGGCUGGCCGCUGGGCCACAGACUGGAGCCAAGCUGGGUCUGAGGCCUGUUCGGCUGGAAGGAAUGCUUUUCCCUGGGCUCCCUGUUGUCCCUCAUCUCCAACAUCCCCGUUGGAGAACCUGCAGAUCGAAAGAGAAUUCAAAGACCUCUCAACCAACGCACACGCGCAGAUCCCAUCCGCAUCCUGGUUCAAACUGUUAGAAACCCCAAAUCACUGACAGCAAAACCAGCCAUUUAUCCAGCUUAAUGAGAGGGAUGGAAAGGUGAACAAUCACCAGCUAGAAUGUGAGCUCUGGCCAAGCAGGGGCUGCUUCUGACUUGGGCACUCCUGGGUCGCCAAACCUGGAACUGCCUGGCACAUAGUACUGGCCACGUUCUACAUCCCCAGCACUGUGGGCAACGCCCGUUACAGAGUGAAACCUGGUGGUCCAGACAGGGACACUGAGCAGCUAGUUGCCUGGAGUGUCACAGCUCGGCAGCCAGAUAGGGCUGAGGGGCCUAGCCGAGGCUCUUCUCCCUCUUUCCCUCCUCUGUCCCGGUUAAGGGGUCUCCUGCUGGAGCAGCCUGGGCUAUGACCGUCGCGUUCUUCUGCAGGCUGCUGGAAUGGAGAGCCCCCUGGCAGACUGUGCUCAGGGUGGGCAUUUCCAUGUGGUCACUCCUCUGCUGGAGAGCUGGGCACUAUCCCAGGUGGCAGGCACGACUGUCUUCCUCAAGUGUGAGAACGUGCAGCCGGCCGGCUCCUUCAAGAUCCGGGGCAUUGGGCAUUUCUGCCAGGAGGCGGCCAAGAGGGGAUGCAGACACUUGGUGUGCUCCUCAGGGGGCAACGCAGGCUUUGCUGCUGCUUAUGCCGCUCGGAAGCUGGGCAUCCCUGCCACCAUUGUGCUCCCUGAGGGCACCUCCCCGCACGUGGUGAGGAGGCUGCAGGGGGAGGGGGCUGAAGUCCAGCUGGCUGGAAAGGUCUGGGACGAGGCCAGUCUGAAGGCACAAGAGUUGGCCAAGAGGGAUGGUUGGGUGAACGUCCCUCCGUUUGACCACCCCCUGAUCUGGGAAGGCCAUGCCAGCCUGGUGCGAGAGCUGAAGGCAGCACUGGGGACCCCACCGGGGGCCCUCGUGCUGGCAGUAGGCGGUGGAGGGCUCCUAGCUGGGGUGGCAGCUGGCCUCAUAGAGGUGGGCUGGCAGCAUGUGCCCAUCAUCACAGCAGAGACCCAAGGGGCACACUGUUUCAAUGCAGCCAUCAAGGCAGGCAAGCUAGUCACACUGCCAGACAUCACCAGUGUGGCCAAGAGCCUGGGUGCCAAGACUGUGGCCAGGAGGGCCCUGGAGUGCACGAAGGAGCUGGAGAUCUUCUCUGAGGUGGUGGACGAUGCCCAGGCCGUGAGUGCUGUGCAGAAGUUCCUGGACGACGAGCGCAUGUUGGUGGAGCCUGCCUGCGGGGCAGCUCUGGCUGUCAUCUACUCAGGCCUCCUGGGGAGGCUCCAGGCUGAGGGCCGCCUGAGCCCCUCCCUGGCCUCCGUCGUGGUCAUUGUGUGUGGAGGCAACAACAUCAACAGUCAAGGGCUGCAGGCCCUGAAAGCCCAGCUGGGUCAGAGCUGAGGGCGCCUCCUCCGGACGGACACACCCGCAGGUGGCCGAGGGGCCUCUGGGCUCAUGGAUGGCGCAGCCGCCUCCUACAGGAAGCCCUCCUGCUCCCUGUGGCUCCCCGCAGCCCUGGCCAAUAAACCCUUUCUGAGUUGAAUUUGU
Molecule: messenger RNA, 1780 nt
Organism: Leopardus geoffroyi (Geoffroy's cat)
Lineage: Eukaryota; Metazoa; Chordata; Mammalia; Carnivora; Felidae
Gene: SDSL
Product: serine dehydratase like
Exons: 10
Coding region: 644-1633 (329 amino acids)
Biological process (GO): L-threonine catabolic process; L-serine catabolic process
Molecular function (GO): L-serine ammonia-lyase activity; threonine deaminase activity
Source: RefSeq, a predicted model, not a curated record